UUGUAGAAUCCAUGCCACAAUUAAUUGAGGCUGUUCUGAGGGCCUCUGACCUGUUUCCAUCUAAGGUGUCAUGUGCUGAGUCAUACAGUGAUCUCCAAUGUAGUUUCUCUGUAAUUCAAUGGAUAUCAGCUGUAAUACAGUUAUCUUUGACAUCUCACUUCUUGACUUCACUUGAUUAGUAAAAUCCUGUCAUCUUCUAGCAGCUCUUUUAACCUUUGUUCUAGUGUGGGAGAGUGUUUCUAUUUUAUCUAUUUCCUAAAUUACCUCAGUCACAGGAAGAGAGUUGUGUGGGUUGUGUAAUUAUACACAUUCCACACUGCAUAGACACCAGUGAUGUGUGUGUCAAUAAUCUCCCAUAGCAAGAUUACAUGGUUAAAGUAAGGUCCCUAUUUGUACGUGAGACUAAGGUAUUUAAGCACAAUCAAGUGACCUUAAUGUACACACUUCCUACCCUCAGUCAGGCUGUUGCUACCGGUAUCUCCAAGUUACCUGUGACUCAGUAGCAUAGAACAUUGACUCUCAAAGAUGAACAUGUUUGGAUAUGUGCUUGGACCUUCUUGUGUACGGUAGCAGGAUCAGUCCUCUCUAGAGGUAAGACAACAGGCAGGAUGCGAACAACAAGCUGAACACCGAGCACAUGUAUCCAUUACAGAAGUUGGUUAACAACUGGGAAUAUCAGAUUCGUUUUAUUCAAUCAAAAACUAAAACAAGGAAAACAGUUUAUCUAGCUGAUAGACUAUUUCUGAUUAGAAAAUCUCUGGUGUAGAUUAGAAUAAAUCUUGAAAAAUAACCAAUGUUAUGUAUCAUUGUCACAUACUGUAGUUAUGUGUGUAAGAGCCAAAUUAAUGUUACAGUAUGAGUUUAACAGAUUAACAUUUUUAAUUUCUAGCCUUUAGGUAAAUGCUUUGAAUUGUACGCUGAGGACUUUGAAUGUACUGUAAAGGUUGGCUGGUGUUGUUUUUUUUUAGCUUUCCCACAAUCCUUUGUUCAGCAACUGCUUCAAAAUCAAACCAAAUCAAUUGUUUUCUGUCAUGUCAUCAGUUAAUGGGUGAGGGGGUAAAGAAAAGGGGAUGUUACCGGCACCAAAGAGAUAGCAACCACUCCAGAUUCAACUGUGCAUACAAGUGGUAUUUAUCUCUCUCACGCUCUGCAGCUUCCCCUUGCCUCAGCCCUGUCAUGCCUCGCUCAUUCCUGGUCAAGAGUAAGAGACCAGGGUCUCAUCCCCCUUGCUUCUCUAAAGGCACCAGACACACAAACCCUGACCAGCCACAACUUCAUAAAAAUCAUCACGACAGGCAGAACAGGGCGUGGCAGGAAGUAAGGUCCCCACAUCGGAGCCCCUUCCAGGGCAACCUGUGCUCAGGGUCAGAAGUCAAGGACACCCUGGACUACCCCUGUCCUAGCUGGGACGCCAUGGCAACCAGACCACACAGCACCUCGCCAGGUGACCUCUGGACCAACAGGUCUGCAGAAACCCAAGGGUACGAUGGUGUGGAGCCUUCCGAGUCUGCCCUGCCCUGGUACCCACACUGGCCCCGGGGCCCUGACAGAGAGAGGGAGCUGGAGAAACUGGUCCAUUUCUUACUGAGCCACAGGCCACAUAUGGACCUCAAUUCCACCAGCCCAUGCCCCCUCUGUGAAAAGGUCUUGUACUCAGGAGCUGUACUGAAGACUCAUUUACUCAGGUCACGUACAUGCGUGCAUGCAGUCCCAUUGGCCACGUCAGCCAAAGCCCCAGAGCACCCCUACGAGUUCAAACAAGCUCUGGGCAUGUACGGAAGACCAAAGGAGCGUAGCUAUAGCUGUAAGGAGUGUGGGAAGGUAUUCAAGCGCUCCUCCACCCUGUCCACCCACCUGCUCAUCCACUCUGACACCAGGCCCUACCCCUGCCAGUACUGUGGCAAGAGGUUCCACCAGAAGUCAGACAUGAAGAAACACACCUUCAUACACACAGGUGAGAAGCCCCAUGUGUGCCAGGUGUGUGGCAAGGCCUUCAGCCAGAGCUCCAACCUCAUCACCCACAGCCGUAAACACAGCAGCUACUGGCCCUUCAGCUGCAUGCACUGCCAAAGCAGCUUCCAGCGCAGACUGGACCUACAGCGCCACCAGGAGACACAAUGUGUCCAUAGCAGCGUGUACACACAGAGCUGAGGCCACGGGUAUAAUGGAAAUUUGUAUUACAUAAGUACUGAAUGUAGCACAAGAAUGAGUGCUUUGUAUAGAUUGUUGACUGGUAUUUGCAGUACCAUUUUUAUAUGGUACUUUGAUCAGUGACUGAGGCUAAGCACAUUACUUAUGUUCAAGUUAUUUGGCCAUUUGUUUUUGUGGAUUUGCUUUCGCUCACAGCUUUUCAGGUUGACUGUUUGGAUAGUGCCUUGAGGGGACCUGAUCACUUUAACAUCUCUAGCAAUGUCAUAUAUAGUGUACGAGCUGGAUUCCAUUAUUAGCGCAGAAGAUCAGCGUUGUAGCCAGUUGAAAUGUAAAGAUAAUUUUCGAUUGAGCCAACAUAUUUUUUUAUUUUUUAUUUUUUUUAACCUUUAUUUUACUAGGCAAGUCAGUUAAGAACAAAUUCUUAUUUUCAAUGACGGCCUAAGAACAGUGGGUUAACUGCCUGUUCAGGGGCAGAACGACAGAUUUUGUACCUUGUCAGCUCAGGGAUUUGAACUUGCAACCUUUCGGUUACUAGUCCAAUGCUCUAACCACUAGGCUACACUGCCACGAAUGCUGUCUCCGCCAACACGGAAACAUUGCCUUUAAAUGUCAGUCACGCUUUAACGCUACGGAUUAUUUAAAAAAAACGUGGUUUGUAGAGUGACAAAGCAAACCCCUAUUUCCCACUGUAAUUGUCAAUUUUCCUCAGAGAGCCGUUGCAAUUGUAGCUCCCAUUGUUGGUGUAUGAAUGAACCUGCCAUUUUCACUGUGGCAGCCCACCCAAGGGCAUAAUAAUAUACAUCCAGCCCAUGGGGAACAUGACAGCAGUACGAGCAGAGAGAGACAAUGAUUAUGUUGAAGUGAUGCUCCACAAUUAUGGCGAGACAACGUGACUGUAUAUUUUCAGUGUCACAGCCUGGUCAGCAUGAGUAUAUAUAAAAAGGGAUUUAGAUUAAAAAUAAAUACUCUGUUUAAGUUGAGAAUUUCUGGGGCUUCAUUCAUUGUUCUCUCCCGCACUUUAUUUGAAGAUUAAACACAAAAACUCAGC
Oncorhynchus tshawytscha (Chinook salmon) is the source of this 3199-nucleotide messenger RNA. RefSeq names its product zinc finger protein Gfi-1b-like. The record is from RefSeq and is a predicted model, not a curated record. NCBI's taxonomy places the organism in Eukaryota, Metazoa, Chordata, Actinopteri, Salmoniformes, Salmonidae. The transcript is spliced from 6 exons. Gene Ontology annotation, molecular function: RNA polymerase II cis-regulatory region sequence-specific DNA binding; DNA-binding transcription activator activity, RNA polymerase II-specific. Bases 931 to 2151 code for a protein of 406 amino acids. Gene Ontology annotation, cellular component: nucleus. Gene Ontology annotation, biological process: regulation of transcription by RNA polymerase II.